AUGACAACAAAAAAAGAAACGGCCUGCAACUUUAGACGAGAGAGUAAGAGGAGUAACAAGAUGGAGGCGGAGACUAAAAAGAUGGAUUGUUUAUUGUUCCAAGUUCUGAUCAAAAGUUUCGGCUGGGAAAUUUUCUUGUCUUACGUCUGUGGAGCGAUCUCAGAGCUUUUAAAUUUUGCUGGGCUGCUGAUUUUUAGAGAGCUAAUCCGACACGCUGAAGAAAAGACGCCAGAACCAACCUGGUAUGUUUACUUUCUCUCCCUGGCCAUGCUGGUCGCAUCUUGGUGCCAGACCAUUUUCCAUCACCAACAUCUUCAACUCGCUAUGACAUCAGGGAUGAGGAUGAAAACAGCUCUCAUGGCGGCCGUUUAUAAAAAGAUCUUAUUUGUAAAGACAAAACAUCAAGAACAGAGAGGGGAGAUCAUGCUAUUAAAUGACUGUGAGAAUGUGCAGGAUUUUAUGAGUUAUUCUUCCAUGGUGUUGUCAAUGCCAUUACAGAUAUUAUUGGCAACUUAUCUGCUAUGGAACACUGUUGGUCUCCUGGCUUUGUCUGGUGUGGGUUUGUUCCUGCUACUUGUGUUUCUUGCUAGCUUUCUGGCUUACCUACAGGAUCAACUACAUGUUAAAGAUGUGUCAUUGAAGAACGAAAUAACUAAGAUGAAUAUGCACACAUUGAAUGUUUGUAAAAACAACACACAAUGGACAAAUGGCACACUUAGGCAGAGAAAAGAUAACGCCUGGACCAAAUUAGCUGGGAUAAAAGCUGUCAGAAUUUUUAUCAAUACUGCUUGGCCUUAUGUGGUGUGCCUGGCAACUUUUGCUGCACAUUUCGCUAUUUACCCAGAGCAGCCAUUAACUGCUGAAAAGGCAUUUGUGACUAUUGCAGUAUUCAUUUAUUUGCAAUAUCCUAUUGAAGUUAUUCCAGAGAUUGUCUCAGCCACCUCAAAGGCAGCUGCUUCAAUGAUGAGAAUAGAGGAAUAUUUAUGCAGGGAAGAACUUGAUGAUUCAUAUGACAAUAAGCUUGAUCGUAAUGGCACUAAAAGCUAUUGUUAUUAA
Molecule: messenger RNA, 1056 nt
Organism: Physella acuta
Lineage: Eukaryota; Metazoa; Mollusca; Gastropoda; Physidae
Product: multidrug resistance-associated protein 1-like
Biological process (GO): transmembrane transport
Cellular component (GO): membrane
Molecular function (GO): ABC-type transporter activity; ATP binding
Source: RefSeq, a predicted model, not a curated record